Messenger RNA from Anopheles gambiae (African malaria mosquito), 4371 nucleotides. Its product is annotated as glucose dehydrogenase [FAD, quinone]. Gene Ontology annotation, molecular function: oxidoreductase activity, acting on CH-OH group of donors; flavin adenine dinucleotide binding. The transcript has 3 exons. The coding region runs from base 1966 to 4032 and encodes 688 amino acids. Lineage: Eukaryota; Metazoa; Arthropoda; Insecta; Diptera; Culicidae. The record is from RefSeq and is a predicted model, not a curated record.
UGAUUAUGUGGCGAUAAAUCAAUCGAAUCCAGUUUACCGGAAGAUAUUGCUACAGCUCAACCGACAACUGGUAUACAGGUAAAGCUUCGUUUGUUUCAUUACACUUACGUUGAGGUGUAUAGCAAAUACUACCCUACAACGCAAUGUAAAACGAAAAUAUGAUACACAAUGUUUGAAUACCGGAACAAACAACCCAACAAAAAUUAAGGAAGAAAUAGCUCACGGAAAUCAAAUGCAGGUGCAUCGUAAACAUAAAUGGUGUAUAUGUUUUGUACCGCACGGUGGCUAUGUUAAAUUGUGCAUUUAUGCAACCAGUUUUAGAAUAAGUUUACACCUAAUAUCUCCAAAGACAAGCUCGAUUAAAACAUAGAGGAAUAAAACCAAAGCAUAUAUAAAAAGGUUUUGUUCGAGUGCAGUAUUUUGCAUUCUACUAGAAAUUUGUUUAUCAUGCAUUUCUAAUCGCUGAAAAUAUGUGUCUUAAAUGAACAUGAAAAAAAUAUGCAGCUGACAACAGCUAACAUUGCUUAGUUUAAAAUUGGUCAGUUUACUAUACACUAGUAAAUUAUUUAUGUAAUGUAAAAUAGGUAUUCAACAUGAUAUGACAAACAAACACAUUUUUAAGAAUGAUAUAACACAAAGAAAAGUUUGAUGUAAAACUUUGAAAUAUUUAAAUUCUUAUCUUGUUUGAACAACUAUGAUGAGAAUGUCUUAUGUAGACAUACAAAUGCAACUAACAUUUAUGAUCAUGUUAAUAUUCAGCGUCAUUUUUCUUCUUGAAGAAUGGUUUAGUUGUCCACUGUUCUGGAUAGAGAUAUGCUCUGUCGGCUACUGUUAUAACAUAUCUUUACUCAUGGUCCGUUGCAUCUUUGAGAGUGUAUUUGUAAACGAAAAGUAGCCGGUGCGUUUCAAAACCUAAAACUCACACUGACCAGACGCAUUUUCCUUUUUCUUCUUUUUUGUUUCAACGAUAACGAAAGCCACAGAGUGAGAGGUAAAUUUUCCAUCCAACACCCGUGAUGAUACUUUAUAUACAAUUUUUCGCGCUUCUCUGUAACCCUCACACAUACAUGGUAGCGGAAAAGCUGAGAGCAUAUUCUUCGUGCGUGACACGACAAAAACCAUCAGCAACCACAUGACGGUGCAGAGGACCGGUUAGAUGCUACGGAUUUGGUGUGGAAUUUUGCGCACGCAUACAACCAUACACCCUUACCACCACCACCAGCGUACGGGGAAGGCGCGUUUAUCGUUUGCAACAGCUGGAGCAGCCUCAAACCACAGUACCACUCCAAAUUGCAUAAUCCACGUGUUGGCUCGUGCAGACUCGAUCAGUACACGUUCGUCGAUCGACGCGAUCGGUUCGCUUCUUCUGGAGGUUGUGCGCGCGUAUUUUUGUUUCACCAAGUUGGUUCAAUUUACGUACCUUGGCGCACGUACGUGACUGUUGGGAAUUUAAUUUCGGAAUUGGUGCUCGAUGUGCACCCCUGUUUGUGCCAGUAGAUCACCUCGGAUCGGUCAAUAAUUACUCUGUGCGCUCCCGUGUGGCAGUGUGUCGGAGAGAGUGCCGGCGAAAAUUUGGAAGUCACAGAAACGAAGCCAUCAGUAGCAUAAGUCGCAAAAAUAAGGAGCCCCAUUUCUAUCGUUAGCGAAAUGCGAAUGAAAAAUUGGUGAAAGUGUCGGCGCAGUGUGUGGUGUGUGUGUUUCGUAUUUCGAGCGAUCGGAGGGCUGUCAGUGUGAAGUGUUGUGAUUAAUGCUGAUGGUGGUGCGGCACAAAUAACGCGGCGCUUCCGCAGAAAGUUAAUAUCUCACGCAAGAGCUCUGGUGAUGGAUGACGCGGACGAUUAUUUACAGGUUCAGUUUUGAAAUAAAAUAAACAACUCAAUAAUCGAGUAGAACUGCGAGUUGCAAGAACAGACGAAUUGCUUGCAAGAGAGUCCGGACAGACCGGACUUCUACGCGUGAGACACGAUGGUGGUCUCCUUUGGAACACUCAUUCCGCUGUUGGCAGGAGCGGCACUGAAAGCCACACCUGCCGCGGCUGGGCUAACAACUGCCGUUGGGGCGGCCAUUAGUGCCGCGACUGCCGUUAUCGGCGUCGGCAAGCUGGCGAUUGUGCCGAUCCUGAUCGCUUCGCUCGCCUAUUACAACUACGAUCUGUUUGAUCCGGAGAAUCGCCCGUUCAAUGUGCCGGAGGUGGACCGUGAGUACGACUUCAUUGUGGUGGGCGCGGGUUCGGCUGGUGCUGUUGUUGCCUCGCGCCUUUCGGAGAUAGGCGGCUGGAAGGUGCUGCUGCUUGAGGCGGGUGGCCACGAGACCGAGAUCUCGGACGUUCCCAUCCUGUCACUUUAUCUGCACAAAAGCAAGCUGGAUUGGAAGUACAGAACCCAGCCACAGAAGACGGCAUGUCAAGCGAUGAAGGAUAACCGAUGCUGCUGGACACGAGGCAAGGUCCUCGGGGGCUCUUCGGUGCUUAACACGAUGCUGUACAUACGCGGUAACAAGCGUGAUUUCGACCUGUGGCAGGCGCUAGGAAAUCCCGGUUGGGGCUACGAGGACGUCCUGCCGUACUUCCGCAAGUCGGAAGACCAACGGAAUCCCUACCUGGCACGCAACAAACGACAGCAUGGUACUGGUGGGCUGUUGCAAGUACAAGAUGCUCCAUAUUUGACUCCACUCGGUGUAUCCUUCCUGCAAGCUGGCGAGGAGAUGGGCUACGACAUAGUGGAUGUAAAUGGUGAACAGCAGACUGGUUUCGCGUUUUUCCAGUUCACAAUGCGCCGUGGUACGCGUUGCAGCACUUCCAAGGCUUUCUUGCGCCCGGUACGCAACCGUAAAAAUCUACACGUCGCCCUGUUUGCCCACGUCACGCGCGUUAUACUAGAUCCGGAAACACGACGCGCACUAGGCGUAGAAUUUAUUCGAAACGGAAAAACGCACAAGGUGUUUGCCACACGUGAGGUGAUUCUUUCGGCAGGAGCGAUCGGUACACCCCAUCUGAUGAUGUUGUCGGGAAUUGGGCCGAGGGAGAACCUAGAGCGCGUAGGUAUCCCUGUCUUUCACGAUCUACCUGGUGUGGGACAGAAUCUGCAGGAUCAUAUCGCUGUUGGUGGUUUGGUAUUCCGUAUCGAUCAACCGAUUUCGGUAAUUAUGAACCGUUUGGUGAAUCUCAAUUCGGCACUUCGCUACGCUGUCACCGAAGAUGGGCCACUGACCAGCAGUAUCGGGCUUGAGGCAGUCGGUUUUAUCAGUACUAAGUAUGCGAACCAGACGGACGACUGGCCGGAUAUAGAGUUUAUGUUGACGAGUGCAUCGACACCUUCGGACGGAGGCGAUCAGGUGAAAAAAGCGCACGGAUUGAAGGAUGAAUUUUACGAGGAUAUGUUCAGCUCGAUCAACAAUCAGGAUGUAUUUGGCGUGUUUCCGAUGAUGUUGCGUCCCAAAAGCCGGGGCUUCAUUCGGUUGCAGUCUCGCAAUCCGUUGCGUUAUCCUUUGCUUUACCACAACUAUCUCACCCAUCCGGAUGAUGUGGGCGUGUUGCGCGAGGGCGUAAAGGCUGCGAUAGCAUUCGGCGAAACACAGGCCAUGAAACGGUUUGGCGCUCGCUUCCACAGUAAACAGGUGCCGAACUGUCGCCACCUACCGGAGUUUACCGAUGAGUAUUGGGACUGCGCCAUUCGACAGUACACGAUGACUAUAUAUCACAUGUCCGGCACGGCAAAGAUGGGUCCCCCAGAUGAUCCUUGGGCAGUUGUCGAUCCGAAGCUACGCGUCUACGGUAUUAAGGGGCUGCGAGUUAUAGAUGCUAGCAUAAUGCCGCGCAUCACAAGCGGUAACAUCAACGCACCGGUCAUCAUGAUUGGAGAGAAGGGUGCCGAUAUGAUCAAAGAGCUGUGGUUAAAGAAGGGUCACUCACGGCGAGGGAAGCGUCAACAGUUUGCGAACGAAACGCUUAGUGCCGCCAACCAAACGGAAGCAAUAGAAGCGGUGGGCGAUAGUAGUGCGGCACCUUGUGCAAACGAAACCUUUGUUAGCUAAGUUAGGGACGGUUGCGCUACCACCGCAUCUGGGCGAUAGGCCUGUAUUCCAAUGCCAAAUUUUACACUCAAUCAAAAGUGCGAACACGUCUUGAGGAUGCAAAGACUAGGACGAACGAUGGCGCUACUAUACGCUGUACAUACCAUUGCUUCCUGUUACCGUAAGAUUAUGCUAAGCGAGGUGAUUGUAGUUAGGCAAGGCAGUUUGAUGAUAUACUAAGUCGCACAGUUCGGAUCAGCAAAAGCUGUGCAAAUAACACACCAAUUAAAAACUGACUGACUGAAUGUAUGUAAGUAGGAAUAUAAAUUUGAAACAAAUUUUAGUCUGUUUAUGAUUUUA